AUGCCAGUCCUCGCGUCCGCCGUCGACGCGAUAGGCCACACGCCGCUCGUGCGGCUCGACCGCCUCACUGCGUCCCUAGGGCUGCGCGGCACCCUGCUCGCCAAGCUCGACAACCUCAACCCGGGCGGGAGCAAGAAGGACCGGCCGGCGCUCGGCAUCCUCGACGAGGCGGCCGCAAGCGGCACCCUGGCGCCGGGGCAGACGGUCGUCGAGCUGACCUCGGGGAAUACGGGGACCGGCCUCGCGAUCGUGUGCGCGGUCCGCGGGCACCCCUUCGUGGCUGUCAUGUCCCGUGGCAACAGCCCCGAGAGGGCACGCAUGAUGGCCGCGCUCGGUGCAGAGGUCGUGCUCGUCGACCAGGCGCCGGGCAGCGUCGUCGGCCAGGUGUCGGGCACGGACCUCGCGCUCGUCGAGGUGCGCGCGCGCGAAGUCGCCGAACAGCGGGGCGCGUUCCGCGCCGACCAGUUCCUGCGCGACGGUAACCCCCAAUCCCACUACGACGGGACGGCGCAGGAGAUCUGGGACGACACGGCGGGCGAGGUCGACGCGUUCGUCGACUUUGUCGGCUCGGGCGGCACGUUCGCGGGCACGUCGCGCCGGCUCAAGGAGCUCAAACCCGACAUUCAGUGCUUCGUCGUCGAGCCGACCGACGCGGCGAUCCUCGCGCACCGUACCGUCGCCAAUCCCGACCACCCGAUCCAAGGCGGCGGGUACUCGAUGCCCGACCUGCGCUUCCUGCACGGCGUGGUGCCGGACGGAUACUUGCAGGUCUCUGGCGCCGAGGCGCGCGACCACGCGCGCCUGCUCGCCACGCGCGAGGGCAUCUUUGGCGGAUACUCGUCCGGCGCGAACCUCGCUGCUGCGGUGCAGGUGUUGCGCCGCCCAGAGAUGGAGGGCAAGACGGUUGUGUUUGUCGUGUGUGACUCGGGGCUCAAGUAUUUGUCCACAGACCUGUGGGCCGAGCUGCCGGAGGAGGCGGACGAGGCGAAGCCUGCCGCCGCCGCUGCAGACACCCUCGCGGACCAGCUAGACAAGACACUAUAA
Messenger RNA from Vanrija pseudolonga, 1044 nucleotides. RefSeq names its product Bifunctional L-3-cyanoalanine synthase/cysteine synthase (gene cysl-2). Bases 1 to 1044 code for a protein of 347 amino acids. The transcript has a single exon. The record is from RefSeq and is a predicted model, not a curated record. Gene Ontology annotation, cellular component: cytoplasm. Lineage: Eukaryota; Fungi; Basidiomycota; Tremellomycetes; Trichosporonales; Trichosporonaceae. Gene Ontology annotation, molecular function: cysteine synthase activity.